Messenger RNA from Artibeus jamaicensis (Jamaican fruit-eating bat), 1221 nucleotides. It is a transcript of the gene TALDO1, whose product is annotated as transaldolase 1. The transcript is spliced from 8 exons. Gene Ontology annotation, cellular component: intracellular anatomical structure; cytoplasm. Bases 48 to 1061 code for a protein of 337 amino acids. Gene Ontology annotation, biological process: pentose-phosphate shunt; pentose-phosphate shunt, non-oxidative branch; carbohydrate metabolic process. Gene Ontology annotation, molecular function: transaldolase activity. Lineage: Eukaryota; Metazoa; Chordata; Mammalia; Chiroptera; Phyllostomidae. The record is from RefSeq and is a predicted model, not a curated record.
GGGCCGCGGGGCAUUGUGGGUCACCGCGCUGCCGCUGCUGCUUCGCCAUGUCUGGCUCCCCGGUGAAGCGGCAGAGGAUGGAGAAUGCUCUGGACCAGCUCAAGCAGUUCACCACCGUGGUGGCCGAUACGGGCGACUUUCACGCCAUCGACGAGUACAAGCCCCAAGAUGCCACCACCAACCCGUCCCUGAUCCUGGCGGCCGCGCAGAUGCCCGCCUACCAGGAGCUGGUGGAGGAGGCCAUCGCCUUCGGCAAGAGGCUGGGCGGGGCUCAAGAGGAGCAGAUCCAAAAUGCCAUCGAUAAACUUUACGUGCUCUUUGGGGCAGAGAUACUGAAGAAGAUUCCGGGCCGCGUGUCCACGGAGGUGGAUGCGAGGCUCUCCUUCGACAAGGACGCCAUGGUGGCCCGGGCCAGGCGUCUCAUCGAGCUCUACAAGGACGCCGGGAUCGGCAGGGACCGGGUUCUGAUCAAGCUCUCAUCCACCUGGGAGGGGAUCCAGGCUGGAAAGGAGCUGGAGCAGCAGCACGGCAUCCACUGCAACAUGACGUUGCUCUUCUCCUUCGCCCAGGCUGUGGCCUGCGCCGAGGCAGGGGUGACGCUCAUCUCCCCCUUCGUGGGGCGCAUCCUCGAUUGGCACGUGGCCAACACAGACAAGAAAGUGUACGAGCCCCUGGAGGACCCUGGGGUGAUAAGUGUCACCAAGAUCUACAACUACUACAAGAAGUUUGGCUACAAGACCAUCGUCAUGGGCGCCUCCUUCCGCAACACGGGCGAAAUCAAGGCACUGGCAGGCUGCGACUUCCUCACCAUCUCCCCCAAGCUCCUGGGGGAGCUGCUCAAGGACAGCAGCAAGCUGGCGCCCAUGCUCUCGGUCAAAGCGGCCCAGGCCAGUGACCUGGAGAAGAUCCACCUGGAUGAGCGGGCCUUCCGCUGGCUGCACAACGAGGACCAAAUGGCCGUGGAGAAGCUCUCCGACGGGAUCCGGAAGUUUGCUGUGGACGCCGUGAAGCUGGAGCGGGUGCUGGCGGAGCGGAUGUUCAGCACAGAGAACGGGAAGUAACCGGAGGCUGGAUCACAGAUGACCUGACUUGAGUCUGGGUCUGAUUUACACAAGCCUGGUGAUGAAUCUUGCAAUUUUUUACUGAUUGGAGCAGGGACAGAUCAUAGAUUUCUGAUUUUAUGCAAAACUUUCACUCAAUACAUUAAACAGUCACGUUUUC